AGCGGGCGGGAUGUUGUUGUGAGUCGUGACCCAACCACGGAGCAACCCAACCAAGCCUUGAACGUUCAGUGUUGGCGACACUGAGGCAAAUGAUAGCUUUUUUUUUUUUCUUCCUACGUUAAUCAAAAGCGGUGCGAUACUGCAUUUUGCUUUUCGUCAUGUCCAACGUAGACCAUUCAGUCAAUGUUUUUGCCACACCUGAUUUCUGGAGAUCGCCUAAACGUCUCAAGUUGGUUGCCUCCCCGGAUGACGAUGAAAUUGGGUCCUUUCAUCUUGAUUUGAAUGGAGACUAUCAACCACCACCGCUGGGUCUGCUGCUACCAGAUGAUGGGAUUUUCAAGCUGCCUGACUCUCUUGAACCACUGGCUCCGCAAUCCAUAUCUUCUCAGCCGGAGAGUACCUCAGACCCUGAAGAGCAGUCAGAUGUAAAAUCUGAAGACAUUUGGCUUCCUUUGUCGCAUGAACUCAAGGAUGCACCACAACUCCGAACUUGGGAGACCUUUUAUUCUGGCGAUAGCUCCUUAAAAUCGUCGCGAAAUCCCGUCUUCAUCUCAGAGGCUGGUCCCGUAGUAUACGAUCAACUACUUUAUACCGGUGCUAUCUCUUCCUCGGCUCGUCCGGGCCAAGAUCAUACGGUUCUCGACCCUUCCCAUUUGAUGAGUUGUCUCGUGUCACUCGCACUUGGCCGUGGUUCUUUGCUCUUCUCGUGGCACCCUCAAAAGAGGUCAUUCCAGCAGGACCUGAAAGAUGUCAGAUUGUCAGGCUACUCGACAGAAGCACUCGGAGGUGUGACUUCAGUCUGUAUGGAGUGUGGAAAUAAUACGCGCUUUCUUCGCAAUUUUAUUGAGAAGUCGUACGCUUCACACGCAUCGCCCUGCAGGGUGGCUCUGGCGAACUUCCUGGAUAGACUUCUUUGUGCGGUUCAGUCCAGGUUGGAAGCCAGAGUUCACUCCUUCAGGUCGUUGAUACAAAUGCAGGCAGGCGUCUACCCUUUGAGGUCCACCACUCAAUAUUUCAAGAGGCUCGUCUCCAAAGUCUCCAGGUCCACCACUGACGAGAAGCUUCUUUCCCUCUUGUUUGAGGCGGCUCACACAGCCGAGUACGGUGACGAGUUCCUGUGCGCCAUCACCAGAGAUAUACUCCAAGCCGUAUCAAGACCUUGGCUCGAGUUUGCCGAGGAGUGGGUUGGCCUAAGGCCCGAGACCGGCAUUCCUAUCUCCAAAGAAGGGCACGGAAAGGGGUUUGUUGCUGUCGAAACGCGAAUUUAUGGGGAGAACACGGAGCAUGAGCUUGAAGAUUCAGAUUACUUCUUGAAGGAGGAGAAUGUCCCAUCAUUCUUUCCAGACGAUGUAGCCAAACUACUAUUCGAGACGGGCAAGAAUCUCAGGUUCAUCUGGUCGUACCACAACGAUCACCCGCUAUCGCGCCCACAGACUGUAGGCGGGAGCCAACCGCCAGGACUCGACUGGACGUUUGGAUGGGAAGAUAUCACCCGCCUGGAAUUAGAGGUCAUCGCUUACGAACAGAGGCUUUCUGAUACCGUCAACCAAAUCAAGACUUUGAGCCAUGAACAACAUUGCACCGAUAUUGACACUUCCUUACGGAGCAGCUCUACAACUGGCUUAGGGCUCGACUGUUUUGGCAAACCUGAAGAUGUUAUUGAGGAGCGAAUCCUAGCAUCAAUUGCUCAACUUGACGGGCCAGCGGUCUUGCCGCCAGUGGUCAGCGGUCACACAUUGGAUGCGUUAGAGUCCUUGUUCUCCAGCAGCCUUGAUGGUGACCCAAUGUCCGUUGGGCGGCUCGCACCUCACUGGUCGCUGAUCCCAAGGCUCUCAUUUGGGCCGGUGAUUCAGGCUCAAGCCAGGAUCGUCAACAUAGAGUGCAUGCGGUUGCUUUUUAAUUCCCACCAACUUCGGGAUCACCUCAACGCCCAGUUUGAGUUUCAUCUUUUCGGCAGUGGCAUAUUUUGCAGCCGGCUAUCUCAUGCCCUCUUCGAUCCGGAACUCUAUACUGCAGAACGCAAGAGAGGCGUCGCACUUAGCGGUGGAACGAUGGGCUUGCGUUUAAUGGGUCGAGACACUUGGCCGCCGGCCAGCUCAGAACUGCGUUUGGCCCUCAUGGGAGUCCUCAAGGAAAGCCGUGAUGCACCCCAUCUACACGAUCUUGAUCAUCUCCCUGGAGACUUGAGCUUUUCGAUCCGGGACCUUUCUAAAGAAGAGAUGGAGAAGUGUCUGGAUCCCAACUCGCUCGAGGCCCUCGACUUUCUUCGUCUCUCGUAUAAACCGCCUGGUCCACUUGCGCCCAUCAUCACUCAUGGUGCUCUCGACCGGUAUGAUCGAAUAUUCAGGCUCCUGCUUCGUGUGCUGCGCAUGCUGUUCGUCUCGAACCAGCUUUUCCGUGGUCAGGCAGGGCAGCCAUCCAGCGACCCUGUGGAGCACCGCUUCCGGUUCGAGGCGCGUCACUUUGUCUCCAGCAUUGCUGCUCACUUCUUCGGGGAAGGGGUCGCAGGUCCAUGGCGUCGCUUCAUCGAGUGGCUUGAUCACGUUGAAGUCACAGUGUGUGCUAGUGGAAGUAACGUUGAUAGCCACAACGCGCCGGCCAGAGAUGUGGAUGUGCUCGGACCUGAGCAACUACGAAAGCGUCAUGAGGAGCUUCUCAGCGAGAUCAUGUCAGCCCUACUGCUCCGUAGACACCAGGAGCCUGUUUUGAAGCUACUCAACGACAUAUUUACUCUGAUACUACGAUUCGCCGAGGGUGGCGGGCGGUCCUCCCUUGGACAGGAGGGCGGGACACAGUCAGACAAACCAUUAGUAUAUUGGGAGUUUCGACGCAAAGUAGAGGUCUUCCUGACGGUCUGCAAGGGCCUUGCCGAGAAAUCUGCCGACGCAAAGUCCAAGGCAGGCUCCAUUGCUCAGUUGGUGCUGGCUCUGGAUAUGUCUGGUUUUUACUCGAAGCAUAGCUGAACAUGAUACGAACCUAUUUUGACCAUGCGUCUGAGUUGGUACCAACCUAAUAUAAACACAGACGGAAACGUUUAAAUUGCCUAUUACCUACCCAUCGGUCUACUUAUCUGCCUACCUACCUACUACUAUCCCCGGUGCGGGCGC
Molecule: messenger RNA, 3107 nt
Organism: Pyricularia oryzae 70-15
Lineage: Eukaryota; Fungi; Ascomycota; Sordariomycetes; Magnaporthales; Pyriculariaceae
Exons: 2
Coding region: 159-2963 (934 amino acids)
Biological process (GO): microtubule nucleation; cytoplasmic microtubule organization; meiotic cell cycle
Cellular component (GO): gamma-tubulin complex; centrosome; spindle pole
Molecular function (GO): microtubule minus-end binding; gamma-tubulin binding
Source: RefSeq, a predicted model, not a curated record